Molecule: messenger RNA, 951 nt
Organism: Arabis nemorensis
Lineage: Eukaryota; Viridiplantae; Streptophyta; Magnoliopsida; Brassicales; Brassicaceae
Source: the annotation of a GenBank genome assembly
AUGAUGAAACUGUUCGACGCGCACUGUCAUCUUCAAGACCCAAAGAUUAUCUCCAAAGCUCCUCAGCUCAUCUCUUCCGCCGUAGCUUCCGGCGUCUCUUUCUUCGCCGUCAAUGGAGUCUCCGAGAAAGAUUGGGAUUUGGUCAAAGAGAUGGGAGAGACAUACCCUUCUGUUGUUCCCUGUUUUGGGAUCCAUCCAUGGUAUGUAGCAGAGAGGGGUCCUAAUUGGUUUGAGACAUUGAAGAGUUUGUUUGAGACCACUCCUACUGCUGCUGUUGGAGAAAUUGGUUUGGACAAAGGGUCUAAAGGAAGGGAGAUUGAUUUCUCAGAUCAGGUGGGAGUGUUUCGUCAGCAGCUCGAACUUGCAAAGGAACUGAAUAAACCCGCAUCAGUUCAUUGUGUCCGUGCAUUCGGGGAUCUGCUCGAGAUAAUAAAAUCUGUGGGGCCAUUUCCUGCUGGGGUCAUCCUUCACUCGUAUUUGGGUUCUGCUGAGAUGGUUCCUGAAUUUGCUAAGCUCGGUGCAUAUUUCUCCUUCUCUGGUUUUCUUAUGCACAUGAAUGAGAAAAAAGCCAAGAAGAUGUUGAAAGCGGUUCCUUCCGAUAGGAUCUUGUUGGAAACUGAUUCACCCGAUGCAUUACCAAAGGCGGAGGCAAGCUGUCUCUACUUUGUCGAAGGAGAUCCUUCUGUACCCGAAGUAGGAAAUUCAGUUCCGGAUCAAGAUUUUAACUUGAUGAAGUUACCAAAGGAAACACUUAAUCACCCUGCUAAUAUUCAUACCGUACUUGGGUAUGUAGCGCGGUUGUUGGACAUGAAGAACGAAGAACUUGGGGAGCUAAGCUAUCGGAAUGCUGUUCUGUUAUUCUCUUACGCGGGUUCCAAGUUGCUUCUUCAGAGAGGUACUGAUGAUUUCUCUGGUCACACUCAAAACCAUUCAACAACACAUGUAACUUGA